Molecule: messenger RNA, 1182 nt
Organism: Cannabis sativa
Lineage: Eukaryota; Viridiplantae; Streptophyta; Magnoliopsida; Rosales; Cannabaceae
Product: B-box zinc finger protein 21
Exons: 2
Coding region: 100-894 (264 amino acids)
Molecular function (GO): zinc ion binding
Source: RefSeq, a predicted model, not a curated record
UCUUACCAUAUAUUUCUUCUACACUCCAAGAUCAUAGAGACACAAAGUGAAAGAGAGAAAAAGUUUAGAGAGAGAGAAAGAGAGAAACCAACAAACAAAAUGAAAGAUUGUGAACUUUGUGGGCUACGAGCUAGGAUGUACUGUGAAUCGGAUCAGGCAAGCUUAUGCUGGGACUGUGAUGAGAAAGUUCACGGAGCCAAUUUCUUGGUGGCCAAACACUCCAGGAGUCUCCUCUGUCAUGUUUGCAAUUUUCCGACUCCAUGGAUGGCCUCUGGUGCCGAGCUUACUCCCACGGUCUCUGUCUGCGAAAGCUGCGUUGAUUUUCACAACAGAAAAUUUGAGCAAGGUCGCGGUGAUGAAAGUGGUGGCGGAAAUGAUGAGGAUGAGGAUGAAGAAGAUACAGAGAACGAAACCGAUAUUAGUGAUGAAGAUGAUUACAAUGAUGGUGUGUUUAGUCUAAACGAAGAUGAAUUUGAUGAGGAAGGAGAGAACCAGGUGGUUCCAUGGUCGUUUUCAUCUUCGUCACCACCACCUAUGGCGGAAUCUUCAUCCAGUAGCGACGAGGAUAGGUUUUCCAAUUCAAAACGACGGCUAGAAAAUGCUGAUCUGCAUUCUGAUGCUAAUGAUGAGGCGACAUCUUCAGUUAGGCCAUUGAAUAAACGGCCAAGAUUGACUGGUGAAGACUACAGAUCAUCUGCGAGACCUCUUGCUAGUGAUGCUGCUCAUGAUGAAGACGAUGGUCGUGAUCGUGAUCAUGAUGGUCAAUCAGAGUCAAGAUCAACGGCGGUCAUAACAUCUAUCCAGAGGCUCCAAAAUGAUGCGAUCACAGACGUUGAAAAUUCCUCCAACACAAUUUUAGAGAUUUGCAAACUAAGCAGAGAUCAGAACCGUUGAUGAUUUAAUGGUUUCAAUCACAAUUUUCCUAACUUUAGAAAAUUCAUACCUUCAUCACACAUUACAUAGAUACGGUUUUGCUGCUUUUCCCAUCGGAUAUUUAUUUAAUUAAUUUUUAUUACAUGUUGCUCUCAAGAUUAAUUUGAUUAAGUUUUUUUUUUUUUUGCAAUUAAAUUUAAUUUAAAGGAAAUUAAUGUUGUUCCCUUGGUCCGAACAUUAUCAUAGAGUUUUGACCCUGAAUAUUAUUUUGUUGCAAAAAUUCUUCAUAAUUAUAUAAUUUUUUGUAAA